Messenger RNA from Culex pipiens pallens (northern house mosquito), 1293 nucleotides. RefSeq lists its product as uncharacterized. Bases 51 to 1049 code for a protein of 332 amino acids. Lineage: Eukaryota; Metazoa; Arthropoda; Insecta; Diptera; Culicidae. The transcript has 2 exons. The record is from RefSeq and is a predicted model, not a curated record.
GGUACACCGGUGGAUUGGGUUGGGCGGACGACUACACGUCUCUCCCCAAAAUGGGGUGGUUCGAUGGGGUGACGACGAAAUGGGUCCUGAAGGACGUUCGUGCGUUGCGUUUGAACUGGAAGUCAUCACCUGGGCAGAACCACAUGGAAACUCGGUACGCACAGAAGACGUAUCUGGUGCGUAUGACAUGCGGAAUCGUGCGGUGCAGACGGCAAUGCACGAUGCGUAAGUUGGACAAGCACGCGCGUGGCCAGCCGGAUAGUCGCGGGAUAUCCGGAAAUCGCGCAGUCCUUAUUCGCCAGCCCGCGAAUAAGACACAAGUUCACAACAAUACUGGAAGGAGAAACUUUCAUGUGUUGAUCGAAGGUUUAAAGUCGGCAACGCUUAGGGGCGAGGAAGCUGACCGGAAACCGAAAUGGACUGUCAAAGAACUCAGGCAAGGAAAGAUCGAUCAAGAGAAGCUGACGAAGGAGCUGGGCGUCGAAGAUCGAGAGGAUGACAGUUCAAAAUUCUCGCCGAACUACGAACGCUAUCAAGUCGGGAACUUCGAGACGGUUAAGCGCAAGUAUAAAGACCACCAACUCGGAGAGCCGGUUGCCGUGAAGCCUCGAUCCAGGUGGAAAGUGCGUGGAAGGCAGGCUCAAUUCGCUGAAUGUGAAGAGGGCGUUCUACUUCCGCUGGGUCACAUCGCUAGCUUGGAAAUGCCGUUGGAAGUCUUCAAGUUGUGGAACCAAGGAUUGUUACGGAGGCGUGUUGCGGAAAUUAGGAAAUUACGAGGAUUGGUGAGGCCAGCGGUGGAGCGAAACAUGCAGAAACUGGCGCGCUUUGAUGUUAAGCGUGUAAGGCUGAACCGAAAGAUCCGGACCAGCUUAACGGGUCGGGGUAUGUUACGGAGCGGCGCGCGCAAUGUCAGGCAUGUACACCCCUCGGCGAUGCAAAGAGCAAUACGUCGUGUGUCAUGUUUGUUGCUCUCACAUUGUCACCGCAGCAAACGUCACGAAACGUCAGUCGCGAUGAUUGGUGAAAUUGAAAUGAACGAGUUGAAUUGAAAGUGCGAAUAUUUAAUAUUGUGAUUAGUUCAGUAACUUGGAUUAUCGCUGUAAGAUUCUCGCUGGACCGCGGGGAAGAACCGGUUGGAAAUUUGUUAUUACCUAGGAGCUGCGGAUUGAUUACAUUUCGCACGAACACGGCAUUGCUUAUCUGUUGGAGGACAGACACGGAUAGGGUGACCAAUGUACUUAAAAUUAAACUUAAGCCUAGAAUUACUAUUAAUUUGAAUAAAUUUAGCUUUUA